Messenger RNA from Penaeus vannamei (Pacific white shrimp), 5013 nucleotides. Lineage: Eukaryota; Metazoa; Arthropoda; Malacostraca; Decapoda; Penaeidae. The record is from RefSeq and is a predicted model, not a curated record.
AUGGCUGAAGCUUCUAAAGCCCCGAAAUCUAUUUCAGUGCCGGGCGUUGUAGUCGAUUCUCGAGACAGGAUUCGAGGCAUGUUUCGACGGGACUUUUUAAGCGAUGGCCUCCACGUGCCAGCUUCCGACUAUUUAGCUAUACUGCCUUCAUCGCAAUUUAGAUCAUCAUCAUUUGGUCUGCGUCCCAAAAGACCAUAUUUUUUGCAACAUAACCCAUGUUCAAAGCCCGUGUGCCGGAGUUCCUUUUUCCUUCGUCCCAGCUGCUUCGGCUCGCCUUCGUUCUCCCUAAUAGGUCGCAAGGGCGCCCUGGAACGUGCUGGGGUUUCUAGUCUGAACACGGAGUGGGCUCAGGUGGAGGUGAUUGACCUGAUCAACGAUGGCUCCGGCCUGGGCUUCGGGAUCAUCGGCGGGAGGUCAACGGGCGUGGUGGUCAAGACCAUCCUUCCCGGAGGCGUCGCAGACAGGGACUCUCGUCUGCGCUCAGGCGACCACAUCCUGCAGAUCGGUGACGUCAACUUGCGUGGGAUGGGCAGCGACCAGGUGGCGGCCGUCCUGCGCCAGUCGGGCUCGCACGUCCGCCUCAUCGUCGCUAGGCCUGUGGAACCCACCUCGCCCGAUUUCCAGGUGGGUCGGUCCGCUCCGAUCGUCGAGACGCGCGUCCUGAACGACCCGGAGGAGCUCGAGCGUCACCUGAGCCUCCUUCACAACGGCUACCCGCCUACAACGACCGCCGACCCCGUGGUAGCUGCCUCCGGCUCGCCCGCCACCAACGGCCACAUCGCCCCCUACACCAACGGCGACACGGAUGCUCUUACACGAGAGAGCCUGGUGGGCGGCGGGGUGGGCGAGGUCAGCACCGUCACCACCGAGGCGCACCUGCACUACCCGGAAGUCCAGGUUGAAGGCGAGGGCGGGUCGUCGGCCUCGUCCCUGUCGCCGCCGGGCCCGGUGGCCGAGGCGCAGCUCCAGCAGCAGCCGGCCCAGGCAGGGGCCCUUGAGGGCGAGUCUGCCAUCCACACCUACACCGAGGACGACCUGGCACUGGUCGAAGGAGCACUGCCGGAGAUGGAGACCAUCGACGUGGAGGUGACGAAGGACCACCAGGGUCUGGGCAUCACCAUUGCAGGAUACGUGUGCGAGAGAGAGGAGCUGUCUGGCAUCUUCGUCAAGUCGAUCAACAUGGGGAGCGCCGCCGACAGGAACGGACAGAUCCAAGUUAAUGACCAGAUUGUACAGGUUGACGGGAGGAGCCUGGCCGGGCUGAGCAACCACGCCGCGGUGGACGUGCUGCGAGCCACGGGACAGGUGGUGCGCCUCCGCCUGGCGCGCUACCUCAGGGGACCCAAGUACGAGCAGCUCCAGCAGGCCAUCGCGAACUCGGAGCUCAAGACCACGCCCACCACGCCCAACCCACCCAGAGCUCAGAUGGGCGAACUCCCCAGCAGCGAGGCCAUUCGAACAGCUCUCGGGGACCUCGAAAUGAAUGUGGAAGACCCAGUCAUGGUGGAGGCCAUCAACCCAGCACUCUCUGCACCUACCUCCUCGUCAACAAUCAUCGCCGACGUGCCUACCUUCUCCACCAUCUCCAACCAGCCGCCGCAGCCCCCAGUUUUAUCCUCUGGGAUGAAUUCCUCCUAUGCGACCACCACCAAUGUGCCUCAGCUGUCAUCCACCAUCCCUCAACUGUCCUCUGGCGUCCCUCCGUUGUCCUCCGGUACCAGUACAGACAUCCGACUCGAAGACAUUGAGUUGAUGAUAGACAGCAAUUACUCUGGUGAGCUGCGACCCUCCGUGGAGAAUGCCAUCAAGCGGAAAUGGUCAAGGAUCGUUGGACCUGAGUUCGAGAUAGUCGUUGCCCAAUUAAGCAAGUUUGAAGAAGGAGGUGGCCUGGGCAUUAGCCUCGAGGGAACAGUGGACGUAGAAGGAGGAAGGGAGGUCCGUCCACACCACUACAUCCGCUCAAUCUUGCCCGAUGGCCCAGUUGGAAAGAAUGGGCGUCUGUGCAGUGGUGACGAGCUCUUAGAGGUUAAUGGACAGAAGUUGCUUGGCCUAAACCAUGUUGAAGUUGUUGGAAUACUGAAAGAACUCCCAGGAUCUGUGCGCCUGGUUUGUGGUCGACGAGCCCCAGGUGCACCACCUCCACUUCACCCUAUUGAUGCUCCUACAGCUGAUCGGGACACCUUUGCUGCUAGGAAUAUUCUUGGUGGUUCUCUCCAAAAUCUUAUCCCUGGAUCGGAACGACUCGUCAAGGCCAAGUCUGAUGGAUCCUUGGCAUCCUCGGCCACUGCAGCCACAAAUGAUACUUCCUUCAAUCGCAUGAAGAGCCGCAGCCUUGAACCACUAACUGGGCUGGCCAUGUGGAGCUCUGAGGCUCAGAUCAUCGAGUUAAUGAAGGGCGACAGGGGAUUGGGCUUCUCUAUCUUGGAUUAUCAGGAUCCACUAAACCCACAAGAAACAGUGAUAGUGAUUCGCUCACUUGUUCCCGGGGGAGUAGCAGAGAAAGAUGGCCGUUUGAUACCUGGUGACCGUCUCAUUGCUGUCAAUGGAACCAACCUAGAAAACGCAACUCUUGAUCAAGCAGUAGCAGCCCUGAAGGGAGCACCAAAAGGCCCUGUUUCAAUCGCUGUAGCCAAACCAAUCAGCGUUCUGGAAUCUACUGGUCAGGCUCAGACACCAGACAGCGACGACCCGACGGCCUCGCACCCUCGCCGCAACCUGCUCGACGCUAUCCUGGGCGAGUUCGGGGCUUCGGGCGACGGGGACCUGCACGACAACCAGCUGCUUGAUAAGACCGACGGCGGGGACGAAGAAGACGACGAGGAGAGGGGAGAAGAAGAGGACAGAGACGAUGAAGAGGACUUGGACGAUCACAUGUACAGAGGACACAGGGCGUCCGUGCUGAUGGUUCCUGUGGCGACGGAGCGACUCAUCGGCAGCGGCCCGACCAACAUGGCCGCCGCCCCCUCCACCACCUCCCUCCCCGCCGCCCAGCCGCCCUCGCAGACGCACGCCGCCUACGCCCACGGUACGGGCGGCGGCGCUGGCUCGGGCGACGAGGACCAGACGACGCCCCACUCAUCCCCGCAGCUGUCACGAUGGGCGGCCCAGGUACCGCCCCUCCCCAAGGAAAUGGAAAGGACCAUCAAGAUCAAGAAGGGCGCCGACCAGCUGGGCGUCAACAUCGAAGUGGUGGACCAGGGCGUGAACGGCGUGGUGGUCUCCUCGCUGGUGAGGAACGGCGCCGUGCACAAGGACGGCCGCCUGCACGCUGGGGACUUCAUCCUCAGCGUCAACAACGAGUCCAUGAGGAACAUCACCAACUCCCAGGCCAGAGCCAUCCUCAGGCGCACUCAGCUGGUCAGCACCGACGUCAGCAUCUGCUACAUUCGAGGGCAGGACGCAGCUGCCUUCCGCGAGGCUUCUCUGCUGCAGUAUCGGUCGGGACAGCAGGAGCAGCAUCAGCAGUCCCAGCAGUCGCAGCAGCAGACCAGUCCCAGGAUUUUCCCGAAGUACUACCGGUCUCCAUAUGUGCCCCGGGGUGACAGUUCAGAAGACGAAACUGCUGGUGGCAUCAACAGCGAUCUCACUCGCUCUAUCACUGCCCCAUCCUUCAUCACCAGAGACCUCAGGUCACGUGAUCCUAGUCAUGAGGAUCUUUUAGGAUCUAUCUCCAGCUUACCACAACAACCAGAGACUGAAGUUGGAGGACUUACUGUUAUCAACAUUAAACACGCCUUGAGUGAAACUCUUGCUGAGACACGUGCCGAGGAAUCUAAUAUCUCUUCUGUUCACAUUGGAGGUGAAGAGAAUAAGAAUAUUGAAGAGGACAGUGAGGAAGGACCAUUUACAAUAACUUUCAAGAACGUCUCUGAAGCACAUCCAGAGUACAACCCCAAAGUAGGCCUAGAACCAGAAGCAGAGGACCACGAAGUUUUAGGGGUUCUUCAGGGUGAUGGAGUAAGUUCUGGUCGACCUCCUGGAGGUGAACCUUGUCUUUACACUAAUCCUGAAUGUAUUACUAAUAUACAUAUUCUAACUGGGACUAGUGAGCCUAGUGUUACUAAUCAAUUUAUAGUGAACAACCGAAUAGGAAAUAAUUUAGCAGGGACUGAGAGUGAUUUCCAAACCCCAGACUCUUUAGAACUAACCAGUGGUGCUCCAGCAAAUCUUUAUCAACAAUCAUCUUCAAGACUAGUUAGGUUUGCAGAAUCUAAAGGGAGAAGUGAACACAGUGAAUCCUCUGACUCUAGUGCUGAGAGAAGCAGUUCCCUAUUUGUUGAGUGUGAUUCAGAUCGCCAUUCUGUAAGUGACGUGUUAUCAGAUGACCUAAAUACACCGAGUGCGAAGUUGGUGGUAGCUCAUUUAACAGAUGUUGAAAGUGUUGUUCAGAAGCGUUCUAUAGUGACUUCCAGAUCUUUUGACGAGUCGCCACAUAUACAAAAAUCUUAUUUCGAAAGACAAUAUAGUGAGGUCAUACUUGACUCUAGUUAUUUAGCUCGUGAGCAAGUGAUCACACAAGAACAAAGAGAGCGUAAUCAAUCGAUAGACUCUAGGUACAGAAAUGAACCACUAGUUGGAGAACCUAAUAGACUUGUGAAGAGUGAAUCUAAUCCUGUUUGUAUAUCACGUAAAGAAUUAAUUAUUGCUGAGCCUCUUCAUCCCAAAGGAUUUGAAGGCUUAACACAGUCUACUGUCGAUAGUGAGCCAGAGAUCCAAAGAUCAUCAGUUUCAGGUCCCGUUAUUUAUAGAAAAGAUUUAUCACCAGACAGUAAUCACACUUCUGCCACAACUGUUACUCCAACUGCAACUAGAACUGUGACUACAUCAGUCACAGCAAUAUCAUCAGUUUUACCUGGCUCUACUUUGUCUACUACAACUAUUACCAAUAUGACAGUCACCCAGGUAGUAAGGAACAUGGGGUUCAUUUGUAGAGUAGAUGAAUUUAACUUGCAUGAUAUCUUGUGUAAAUAUGUGUAGUCAGAUUUUGAUUUUCCAAUAUUUUCUGGACCUGAA